Camponotus floridanus (Florida carpenter ant) is the source of this 1639-nucleotide messenger RNA. Its product is annotated as activator of 90 kDa heat shock protein ATPase homolog 1. Lineage: Eukaryota; Metazoa; Arthropoda; Insecta; Hymenoptera; Formicidae. Gene Ontology annotation, cellular component: cytosol. Gene Ontology annotation, biological process: positive regulation of ATP-dependent activity; protein folding. The transcript is spliced from 9 exons. Gene Ontology annotation, molecular function: ATPase activator activity; protein-folding chaperone binding. The record is from RefSeq and is a predicted model, not a curated record. The coding region runs from base 309 to 1325 and encodes 338 amino acids.
UUGAGAACGCUUUUCAGUUCGCGUUGUUUCAUGUGUCGAGUUGACCUUACGGUAAUCUCGACGUUGCAGAGGAAUUCGCGAAGAAUACCAGUAUCAUCGAAAUUAUUAACUUGAUCACGCAUUCUGUCAACGUUAUUCGACUUCUUUGGCGAAGUCUCGUGUCAAAACAUAUACGAGACAACCUUUGAAACGUUGUCGACUGAACUGUCACAAAAAACACGACCGGACAUCCAAGUCUUGAAGCAUUUUUCUAACAGUAUUCUAGAGUAUUGCCUGUGUUCUUGGCGUCUUAGUUACUACUUAGAAGCAUGGCAAAAUGGGGCGAAGGUGAUCCACGUUGGAUCGUAGAAGAAAGGCCUGAUGCAACUAAUGUCAAUAAUUGGCAUUGGACAGAAAAAAAUGCCUGUGCAUGGUCACAAGAAAAGUUAAAGGAACUUUUUGUAAAUUCCGAAAUUAAAGGAGAUGGAGUUUUGUGUAAAAUAACUGAAAUGGAAAAAUGUGAAGGCGAAGCAGUAGCAAAUAAUAGGAAAGGAAAACUUAUUUUCUUCUAUGAAUGGAAUAUUGUGCUUAAAUGGACAUCAAAAGAGAAUUCAAGUGAGCAAAUUGAGGGUAAAAUUAAUAUCCCUAAUCUUUCUGAGGAAAAUGACAUCAGCGAAGUAGAUAUUGAAAUUACAUUAAAAGAGAGUACAGAUGAAGGGGAAAAAGUAAAACAAUUUUUGCAUACAAAAGGGAAGGAUGCAAUAAGAGAAAAAUUGAAAAAAUAUAUAUCUUCUUUAAAAGAAGAAUUUACGAAAGGAAUGAUACUUCCCAAAAAAGAUAAUAUAAAGGAAAAUAUCUCAAAUAUAACAUCUGGUUUUAAUGUUAAGAUGCAGAUGAAUACUGCGAUAACACCAGCAAACAAUCAUGAAACAGUAGGAUGUAAAAUCUCAACCACUACAAUUAAGCAAAAUGUUAAGUUUCAGUGUAGGGCGGAAGAGUUUUACAAUGUCCUCUCAUCAGUUGAGAUGGUACAAGCCUUUACGAGAAACCCGGUUAAAUUAGAGGCAAAGAAACAUGGUCAAUUUGAGUUGUUUGGUGGUAAUAUUCAUGGAGAAUUUGUGGAAAUUACACCGACCAAGAUCAUCCAAAAAUGGCGCUGUAAACAAUGGCCAUCCGGACAUUUUAGCAACGUAACAAUCGAUAUCUGCGAGAAGAACGAUCAUACCGAGGUCAUUUUGACGCAAACUGGUGUUCCACUUAGCGAGGAGAUCUCUACGAAGGAAAAUUGGGAUAGGUAUUAUUGGGACGCCAUAAAACGUACCUUCGGCUUCGGAUAUUUUAUGUGAUCAAAAUUCAUUUUAAAGGAUAUUUAUUUAUUGCUAAGUAGAACAAUGUGCGCAAUCAGACACAAUUGCGCGAAUGCUUACUUUCUGUGGCAGCAUUGACGAAUUUACGCAGUGGGAAAGAAGUGUGUCCCGAUAUGCACAGUUUUACUCUGUUCUCUCUUCGUAUAUUUGGUACCGCCUCAUGUAAGUUUCGAAAUUAAUAUCGUUGCGCGACGUAUCGUGCGACAUUACAAGUGACUUCUCUACUUAUUAAAUAUAUCUAUAUUAUUAGAUGUUAUGUCUAAUAAAUGAGAUCUUGAGAUAGUGGAUGAUAA